UAGUAUUUUUUUUUUUUUGUUCGUUCAAAAUUUUGGUUUAAACGAACAACCAUUCUUUGGAGUUCACUUCUUCUGAAAUUCAACUCAAGAAAUCCGCCAAAUUGCAAGCCACAAUUUCAGAAAAAUAGCUAGAUUCGGGCAACAAGAAAUGAUCUAACUCUAAUCUUAAAGUUCAAUUUGAAAGGAGGAAAAACAGGAAGAAGAAGUAAAAAUGGUGCUUUUCAAGGGGAAAACUGUUUCUGGGCAAACCAAGUUUACAGAAGGUUCUGGACUUAGUAAGAAUGUUGCUACAAGCAAAUUUAAGGUUUAUUCGGAUAGGCCGAAAGUUAAUGGCAGAAGUAGCAAUGAAGCUGAUGCUAAAUUUUCAAGGACAUCCCUUGCAUCAAAGAAGGGGUUUACACUGUCAAGUAACACUGUUACUAAGACAAAGAUCAGUCUAAGUGGUGCUGAGGUGACUAAAGGCAGCCAUGACACUCUUGACAAGGCAAAGGUUGGAAGAAAAGCAUUAUCUGAUGUCAGCAAUACACGGGGGCAAUCAUCUAGGUUUGAUAAACCUAGUGGUUUGAGGAGUUCAGUUGCUUUUGGCACUCUUACAAAUACUGCUUCGUCUUGUCGAUAUGUAGUGGAAAAUUUGAAGGGAAACUUAACUCGUGGUGUUGCAGUCUCAGAUACCUCCGUAAGAGCUAGCACCAAACCUCUGAGAACAUCUUCAAAUUUUCAAAGGGUCCAACUGAAUGAACCUAUGGAAAACAGAACAAGGCAGAUUUGUAAGAGUAGUAAUACAAUUAUAAGGAAGUCCUUUCCAGUAAUGAAGAAAGCUAAUCAAUUGGAUUCCAGUGACAUACAGGAAGGUAAAAGGAGUGAGGAGAAGUCUACAAGAAAAAUUGGCUUCCCAUUAAAAGCAAGAGUAGGUGGAAAAUUAGUUCCCCAAAUGAGCUAUCUCAAUGGCAAAGUUUCAAAGGAAAAAGUGAAUGACAGCAUCAAACUAAGGGCCCAGAGAGUUCAGACAAACAAGGAUGCUCCUGGAGGGUUAAGGAAAUCACUCAAGCCAAUUUCAAGAACCAGUUUACAAAUUUCCAUUGACCAAAAGAAGUUAAAAUCCAAGAGCAUCUGUAAUUUGGACAAAUCUCUUGGUGUGGCAUCUACCAGAAGGGUGAAAGUAGCCACUUUUUCUGUUGCAAAAACCUUGAAGCCUGCAGGUUCCUGUGAAGAAGUUGCUGCCAGAGGAGCUCCAGAAAAAGGCAGUGACAAUACGGAACCACAGUCAUCGGAGACUACUGCCAACACAAAAUUUGGUCGCAGGAAAUCAUACACAUCUUCGCUAAUAUCAAGAUCAAAGCUACUAAAAUUGAGCAAUGAAGUCAGAGAACAUGAAUUGUUGCCGAGUAUUGAUGAUGAGGGUAAUCCUCUAGAAGUUGCAGAAUAUGUUGAUGACAUAUAUGAGUAUUAUUGGAUAAUGGAGGCGCAGAGUACGCUGCCGGAAAAUUAUAUGAUGAUUCAAACAGAUGUCACUCCACAGAUGCGGGGUUUAUUGGUUAAUUGGCUUAUAGAGGUACACUUGAAAUUUGAUCUGAUGCCAGAAACGCUUUACCUCACAGUAACCCUGCUGGAUAGAUAUCUCUCUGUAGUUACAAUAAAGAAAAAAGAAUUGCAGUUGGUUGGUCUUGCAUCGCUCUUGCUUGCAUCAAAGUAUGAGGAUUUCUGGCAUCCAAGGGUCAAAGACUUGAUCAGCAUCUCAGCAGAGUCAUACACCCGAAAGCAAAUGCUUGAAAUGGAAAAGAGCAUUCUCAAGAAGCUGAAAUUUCGGUUGAAUUUGCCAACAGCAUAUGUCUUCAUGCUAAGGUUCCUCAAGGCUUCUCAGUCAGACAAAAGGCAUGAACAUCUCUCAUUUUACCUCAUCGAGUUGUGCUUGGUAAAAUAUGAAACCUUGAGGUUUAGACCAUCAUUGUUAUGUGCUUCAGCUGUGUAUGUUGCCCGUUGUACCCUAAAUGAAGUUCCAGCAUGGACCUCAUUGCUUGAAAAGCAUACACGCCAUGGGAAGUCUCAGAUUAGGGAUUGUGCAGAGAUGAUCCUGCAAAUCCACAAAGCUGCAAGUACAGGUCUUCUGAAGGUGACUUAUGACAAGUACAUGCAGCCUGAGUUUGGCGGUGUUGCAGAUGUCAGGCCUUUGGACAAUCUUCCUCUUUGAAGCCUCUUUGCACCUCCUGUAGUUUUAAUUGGGCGGUGUAGUUUGUUCGUCUCAUUUUUGUUUGUGCUGCAUUAAGGUUUCUGAUUCCAUAUCAGAAUUUUGUGUAUAAAAUAUCAUGUGCUCCUUUACAUACGCAGUACAUCAAUUAUUGAGGCGUUGUGCAGUAGGCUGGUCAGCUGGUGUUUGUAAAAUGGUGUAAACUUGCUUCCUUAGUUCUUUAUCUACGUAUAUCUUCAGCUCUGACGAGUGAUACAGCCAAUUAUACAAGUUUUCCACACAACUGAAUCUGUGUUUUCUUUGA
Messenger RNA from Spinacia oleracea (spinach), 2489 nucleotides. Its product is annotated as putative cyclin-B3-1. Bases 212 to 2188 code for a protein of 658 amino acids. The record is from RefSeq and is a predicted model, not a curated record. Lineage: Eukaryota; Viridiplantae; Streptophyta; Magnoliopsida; Caryophyllales; Amaranthaceae. The transcript is spliced from 23 exons.